UGAAUGUAAAUCAUUGGUCACUCGAGCGGCUAGGCAUAAAUCAGCUGAAAUCAGUAUAAUUCAUCUGUUUUUCUUUUGUUUUUCGCGACGUACGUCCUAACUUGCUGGUAUUCGCGAAAUAGGUACUAGUUUUUUUUUUUAACUUUGAUGCGAACUUAUCUUCACAGGAAAUUAGUUGCACGUAAAGUAAAGAAUUUUGCAUUCUUCGAUACAGAUUUCUCUGUACCUAACCAAUUGUGAUAACACCGAACGUAAACAAAUCUUUAAAACGAUGAAAUAGCAAAGCAGUUUAUUCUUAAAUGUAUCGUUUAAAUAUAUUGGCAGUUCUAGCAAUUAUUACUGUAAUUGAAGUAUCAUAAAGGAUUCAGUGUUUAUUUCGAAGAACGUAACAAUUAUAUAUCGGUUUAAAACAAUGAGUGAAUUUAAGUUGCAUCAUUUGGUGGUUGAACUGAUUGGACUAUUAGGGUCAACUUCGGCUCCUGAGAAACACAUAGAAAAAUUACAAAUAGAAGGUAUGCCUACAAGCGCGAGUGCUUUGACUAUUGUUGCUUCGCAAAGCUGUAUUCAUAAUUUGGCAAAAAGUUCGCCUGUUCCUGAAUUGUUUCUUCAAAAGUAUGAAGAAUUAAAAGCAAUAAAGGUAGAUUUAUUAGGUUUAUUCGCCCAAGUUUUGGAACUUAUAUCGAAAGAUAAAGAAUUGAAACGUUAUUUGGCUAAACAAGCAACAGCAUUAGCAUCAAAUUCUACCAAAAAUACUGCCAUUACUACAGAAGAUUUACCACAGAUUUGUAAAAAUGUAAUCAAAGCUGCUGUGGAAGGAGAAAAGAAGUUAAAUAAACACGUAGGUGUGAUUGCAAAGAAAACAGAACCAUCCAUAGUAAAACAUAACUGGGUUCACGAAAGGCCUCGAAUAACGUGGGACUUCUAUAAUGAAACAAAUAUCAUACCGUGUCAAAAGGUUGUGCCUGUGGUGUCUCAAGAAUCUAUAUUACUUUGGGAUCUUUUGUAUUGUCUAAAAGGUAUAGAUGGUACCUAUAUAGUUUCCGAACCAUUAACGGCUCCGUAUGCCUUGAAAACAUUUAGCAUCUCACCAGAUGUUUGUAUAUCGUAUAAACAAAUGUCGCAACAAAUAUUACCUCUUGCUUCGCACUAUUCAAUGACGGUUAGAUUUGUUGAAGAAAAAGUUUUACCAGACGACGGACAAGUUAAUCACGCUUUGAGGGGAGCCAUAAAAAGUUUACUCAGAGGUUAUUUAUUAUUCGUUGUACAGUUGGAAACAGAACAUGUUCGUGGUAAAUUAAAUUUACAGAAAUUGUGGUUCUAUAUUCAGCCUACCAUAAUUGCAAUGUCUAUUUUAUUUCAAAUUACAUCUACUAUAUGCAAGGCAAAUGCAAAAGGUGGAAAGGUACUGAGUCUUCUACACGAGCAAACAAACAAUAUUAGCGGCGAGGCAAAGUUUAAAGAAUUAUGCAUGUUCCUCAUACAAGCUGCGAGCGUUCCGUACAUGCAAAUAUUGGAAAAAUGGGUAUACAAAGGUGUUAUAUGCGAUCCUUAUGAAGAGUUUUUCGUGGAAGAUAACGAAUUAAUUCAAAGAGAAGAAUUGCCUAUUGAUUAUUCUGCGGAUUAUUGGGAGAAAAGGUAUACUAUGAGACCAGAGAGAAUACCUAUAUUUCUCAAUGAACACGCGCAAACGAUUUUAAGAACUGGGAAAUAUUUUAACGUAAUUAGACAGUGUGGUAAAACAAUUCAAUGGGGAAAACAAGAACCUUUAAUCUAUCAACAUCAAGGGAAAAAAUACUUGGCUGCUAUUGACAGAGCGUAUUCCGAAGCUGCGAAAACAUUAUUAGAAGUUCUCAUAUAUGAAAAUGAUUUAAUGGGACGACUUCGUAGCGUGAAAAGUUAUUUUCUUCUUGCACAAGGAGACUUUGUAGUGGAAUUUAUGAAUUUGUGCGAAACGGAAUUAAAUAGAAGUAUGUACGAUAUCGUCAUCCAUCGAUUGGCAUCUCUUCUUGAAGUUGCGUUACGCAUGUCCACUGCGGACUCUGAUCCGUAUAAAGAUGAUCUGAAACCUGAACUUCUGCCAUAUGAUCUUCAGUUCCAAAUGUUUAGGAUACUUUCCAUUCAAACUAGAGAUGAGAAAGAGUACAAUUUCCAAACUGACAAGACUUUAACCGGUCUGGAAGCAUUUGUUUUCAACUAUGACGUUAAGUGGCCUGUUUCUCUGAUACUUAACAGGAAAGCGAUUGCUUGCUAUCAAAUGCUAUUCAGACAUUUAUUUUAUUGCAAAUACGUUGAGAGACGCUUGUGCAGAGUAUGGAUCUGUAAUAAAAUUGCGAAAACAUUUACCCAUAACGUAGCAAUGUCGUAUAGGAAAGCAUUCUCUUUGCGGCAACGAAUGCUCGAUUGUAUUCAACAUCUAGCAUAUUAUAUGAUGGUCGAGGUUAUAGAACCAAAUUGGCUUACAUUUUUAAACAAAAUGAGCAAGGUUAGCAACGUAGACGACGUUUUAAGCGUGCACCAAGACUUGCAGGAUAGUUACCUGAAGGAGUGUAUGCUUACAGAUCCCGAUCUCCUUGGUUUCAUCACGGGUAUUUGUGCUGCUUGCAUCGACUUUUGCAAUUUUAUGGAGCGUAUGAGCCCAUACUACAUUGACGCCGAAUUGACUUCCAUGAUUGGUGCCUAUCAGGAAGAUGUCUAUGAUUUCGAGGAUGAAAAUGGUGAUACAUCCAAGGAAAAUGCAGGAAGCUUCGAAGAAACGAUUGUAUCGCUAGAUGAAAAAUUUACACAAGUAUUGAUACGUCUUCUAGACAGAAUCUGCGAUCUAGGAUGCGAUAACAACAAUGAAAAACUCUUAAACGUGUUUUGCAGGUUAGACUUCAAUUCAUUUUAUACCGAGAUUUUGAUACGACGUGGAAGAGAGAAAACAGCAAUACAGGAAGAGGUCUCGGGUUAAAUAUGAAACAUUCACGUAUGUUGAAACAUUAUUUAUAUAGAGAUUUAUACAUAACACAUUUUUUAAAUAACUGAAUUGUAAAAUAAUUCUCAUUAAUUAAAUAUUUAUAUACG
This is a messenger RNA of Hylaeus anthracinus, 3063 nucleotides long. RefSeq names its product gamma-tubulin complex component 2-like. Gene Ontology annotation, cellular component: centrosome; spindle pole; gamma-tubulin small complex. Lineage: Eukaryota; Metazoa; Arthropoda; Insecta; Hymenoptera; Colletidae. Gene Ontology annotation, molecular function: microtubule minus-end binding; gamma-tubulin binding. The transcript has 12 exons. Gene Ontology annotation, biological process: meiotic cell cycle; microtubule nucleation; cytoplasmic microtubule organization. The record is from RefSeq and is a predicted model, not a curated record. The coding region runs from base 413 to 2950 and encodes 845 amino acids.